AUGGCGGCCAUCAAGUACAGCGGCAACCAUAACGCGGUCUUGAGGGGCGACACGGAUCUAUAUAGACUGUGGCACAAGAGCAAGCUGGUUGCCCUUGCGGCAUGGGGGCGGACGAGUCGACGCAUACGCUUCACGGGCAUCACGUUGCUAUUCUUAACUCUGACUAUGUGGCUUUUGUACGGCGCGGCGCAGACGGGGACUAUCAACCUGCCGUCGGUGUCGCUCGAGUACCACUACGAACGGCAGGCGACCAAGUUCAACGAGUCCAAGGUGGCGCUGCUGAUUGAGAACCGGCCAAACCCGAUUCUGGCGCCGCUGAUGCUGCACUUUAUGAGCGUGGUGCCGCCCGACUGGCGGUUCCGGUUCAUGGGGUCGGUCGACAGUGUGGCGCACAUGAACAACAGCGUCGCCAUCCGCGAGCAGGUGGCGGCGGGCAAGCUAGACCUGACGUACAUCCCGACCAACAUGACGACGGGGUCCCAGGAGGAGAUUAGCCGCUUUCUCACGACGCUGUGGCUGUACGAGGUGGUGCUGCAGCCGGCCGAGUGGCUGCUCGUCUUCCAGACGGAUAGCAUCCUGUGCGCCAACAGCCAGCAGACGCUCAACGACUAUCUCGACUACGACUGGGUGGGCGCGCCGUGGAACCCCGACGGACGUUUUGGGGGGAACGGCGGCCUCUCGCUACGCCGCGUCAGCGCCAUAAUCGACGUGCUGCGCAACCAGGAGCGGCGCGAUGGGACCGACCCCGAGGACGUCUGGCUCACGGAACGCCUCGGCCACCGGCCCGGCGCCAAGCUGGCUAACGGCACUACCUCGUCCCACUUUUCCGGCGAGAUGCACUCGGGCGAAAAGGCAAACUCGACGACCCCGGCGGUCGACCCGGCCAUUGCCGCGGCACAAGACGGCGCGCUCGUGGCGGGCCUCGACGACUGGCGCUCCGGCUUCUACGAGCCCAUGGGCUACCACACGGGCGGCGGCGGCUCGACGCUGCACGGCGCCAUCUGGGGCACUCCAGCGCUGCGCAAGCACAUCUGGGAUUACUGCCCCGAGGUCAAGAUGACGCUGCACAUGGACGUGGCCCGGUUUGUGCCCGGCGAGUGCGGCGCUCGCUGGCGGCGAGACCUUGACUCGUUCACGGGGGACGACGGCGGUGGCGGUGGCGGUGGCGGUGGCCACGGCGUAGAGACCGAGGUUAUAGACGGCGUCGAGUAUCCCGUGCUGCCGAUGCUGGUGCCGUGGUGACCUUUUAUUUCAGCGAGGGGAAUAUAUAGACCGCUGUCUUUUGGGCAAGCUAUCAUGGCCUUGUCUGACGACGGUGGCAGUUCAUGUGAGGCUGGGUUGUACGUCAUGGGUUUUGGUGUUGGCAUUGUCAUUAUCGUUAGGACUACACGGUAAAAUGGGAGGGUGGGGUGUUAAGGCGCAUAGUUGUUCUAAGGGUAAAGUCAGUGUAUACCACAUAAUGAAGGUAUCUUUGACAAGGAGAGCUGAGAAUUAGAAAAUAGGGCAGCUUCUACAUUACGUGCAUCUCGUAGUUGGGAGACCGAUGUCCGUACCUGUUCACUAACAUUCACUAAUCAAGCAAGGUGUCUUGCAGCCAGCUCGUCCUCGUCCAUAUCGCAUCCUUGCAGUCCGAUGAUGUGAAAACAAAGCACACAGGAUAGAACACCAAAACCUUUCGACUGUGCAUCGAUGUGUGUAUAUACCUACUCACAGACCUUGGUCUAAGUCUGCUCCCCC
Lasiosphaeria miniovina is the source of this 1737-nucleotide messenger RNA. RefSeq lists its product as uncharacterized. The record is from RefSeq and is a predicted model, not a curated record. The coding region runs from base 1 to 1242 and encodes 413 amino acids. Lineage: Eukaryota; Fungi; Ascomycota; Sordariomycetes; Sordariales; Lasiosphaeriaceae. The transcript is spliced from 3 exons.